Molecule: messenger RNA, 1039 nt
Organism: Misgurnus anguillicaudatus (oriental weatherfish)
Lineage: Eukaryota; Metazoa; Chordata; Actinopteri; Cypriniformes; Cobitidae
Source: RefSeq, a predicted model, not a curated record
UAUUAACAGUCCCAUAUGAAUAAAAUCAAGUGUUUCUCUUGCAGACAGAGCUGCUGACGGUGCUGGAUAUACAGUAGCUGUCAUUAUACUGGUCUUUAUCGUGAUCCUCAUCAUCCUCCUCCUUGGCGUUUUGUAUUUCUUGAGGAAAAAAGGAAGGAGUUAUUCAUUUGACCUGACUCACACCAGUCCCAGUGAACACGUUGAGCCAUUCAUGGACCUCGAUCAACAAGGUGUAAGCUAUGAACACAAGGACAAAGAUUUGUCUGUAAGUCUGGACUUUACACAGGACGACAAAUCUAAUGAAAAGUCCAGCCCGAUAGCCAAUGGUUGCACAGGAGAGAAAACUGAACAAACGAUUGCUUCGGGAAACGAAGAGCAGAAUCUUCCAGAAGAGAACAGUUUCCCCUCGAGCCCCAGUCUGACUCCACCUAUGAAGAAAGUUGAGUUUAAUCUGGAUCUUGAUGACUUCAUGAGUGGAGAAUCUGACGUGAUCAGUCCGACUUCAGAGGACUCUUGUGAUGCGGCUCAUAAUGAAAACAACAACAACAUCUCUGAUGCUGGAUGGGGAACGGCAGGAGAGAUCUUCACUGAAAUUAAUCUAGAUGAGCCAAAGGAACAACCAUAAUGUGUGUUUCCCAAGCAGACGUCAAGCUCUGGUUUACAGACCUACAGUCACUUAGGAGAUGCACUGUAAAGAAAUGCAGCUUUUUUUGUCAAAUCAACAUGUACACUCACCUAAAGGAUUAUUAGGAACACCAUACUAAUACUGUGUUUGACCCCCAUUGAUUCAACAAGGUGCUGAAAGCAUUCUUUAGAAAUGUUGGCCCAUAUUGAUAGGAUAGCAUCUUGCAGUUGAUGUAGAUUUGUGGGAUGCACAUCCAGGGCACGGAGCUCCCGUUCCACCACAUCCCAAAGAUGCUCUAUUGGGUUGAGAUCUGGUGACUGUGGGGGCCAUUUUAGUACAGUGAACUCAUUGUCAUGUUCAAGAAAGCAAUUUGAAAUGAUUCGAGCUUUGUGACAUUGUGCAUUAUCCUGCUGG